GCCUUUUACUUGGGAAAAAAUUUACUUUUUCGAGGUUCAUACCAAGGUUAUAAGACGAAUUGAACUUUUCAUGUGAUGAGCUGAUACUUUCCCAAAGGUUUGCUUAAUUGUUCAAUCUUAAUCGUGAUUAAUUUGUCAUCGAUUACUGAACUCUUUCAAAUGUUUCAAUUUCGAAAUCGUCACUUUGAAUGUUUUGUUGAAACGUUUGCAAGUUUCAUCGUUAAUCUGAACACUUUUUGUUUCCAAUUGUAAACAUUUGGAUUAAGAUAAUUGUUUUCAGUGUUUGGUUAAUUCUAAUUGGGAUUAACACGAAAAGUGAUUUAUUGGAUUAAUUGAUUAAUUCAGAAUGAAUUACAGUGGAUCAAAUGGAUCAACUGGACCCAAAAAAGCAGCGAAACAGGAAAAGGUUGCGAUCACUUCACAAGACCCAUUCGAGGAACCACCGGCUGAAGAGGAGGAACGUAAUUGGAAGGGGAUCUGUAUCGCUUUCUUUGUGAUUGCGUCAAUUUUUUCGUUAAUUGUGAUCGCAAUUAUAAUUGUAACUCCAAAUGAUCAUGGUAAUCGAGUUAAACAUCCUCGAUUGAUUCUUGAAGAUAUUGUAUCAUCUCAUUUUCAGCCUAAAAAAUUUGAUGGAUCUUGGAUCUCAGAAACCGAAGUGGCUUAUAGGAAUCACGAGGGAAACCUCAUUGUUUUUGAUUGUGUUGACAAUUCAACCAACUUACUCAUUCCAAAUACAACUUUUUUAAGAGAGCAAGUUGACCAUUAUUCUAUAUCACCCGAUAAACGAUAUGUACUAUUCGUAAAUAAAAUAAAAAAGGUUUUUCAAUACUCUUAUAUUGGUGAAUAUAAAAUAUAUAAUAUUAGCAAUGAACAAAUCAUUAACCUCGAGGUUCCUGAUAGUUUUGAAGGUGAUCAAUUACAAUAUGCUGAAUGGGGACCAAGUGCUAAUCAGUUGGUUUUCAUUCAUCGGAACAACAUUUAUUAUUAUCCAAGUGUGGGUUCCAAUUUGAAAAUAAUAACAUCCUCAGGUAGAGAUAGUGUUUACAAUGGGAUUCCCGAUUGGCUUUAUGGUGAAAAGAUAUUGAAAUCAUCUAAAGCACUUUGGUGGUCACCUUCAGGUGAUAAGUUAGCUUAUGCCUCUUUCGAUGACACUGGAGUGGACACUAUCAACUAUCCCAAGUAUGGAUCAUUUAGUGAUUUGAAUAACAUUUUCCCUCAAAUUGUUACAAUUAAAUAUCCUCGAGCGGGAAGGAUCAAUCCAACAGUUUCCAUUUGGAUUGUUGAUCUGAAAACACUUCCAUAUUCCAGUUUACUACCUGAGUCUAAACGUAUCUUACCUCCAAGUGAAAUACAGGACAGAGAAUAUUAUUUUACCGCAAUCUCUUGGAUUGAUAAUCAACGAUUAGCACUGAUCUGGAUGAGACGUGAACAAAAUUAUUCAGUGGUCAGUCUUUGUAGCGCUCAAACUGAUUGGACCUGCAAUAAGCAUUUGGAGGAAAAGGUUGACAGUCAAUCUAAAGGCGGUUGGGUUGAGCUGUUUGAAUCUCCGCUGAUAACAAAGGAUAAGAGACAUUACCUAAUAACGUUACCAUUGAGUGAACCAGAAAAUGGUUCAUUUCGUCAAAUUGUCAUGAUAACAAUUAACGGUCGAGUGAAAAAUUUUCUAACUCAAGGUCAACAGGAUGUUACCAAAAUAUUGGCCCAUAGACAUGAUACUCGAACCGUUUUCUAUGCAGCCACUUUAGAGGAUAAUCCAGGAGAAAGGCAUAUAUUCAGUAUACCUGAUAUUCAUUCAUCUUCACCUCGAAAUCCUUAUUGUUUAACAUGUAACCAAACAGAAAGAAAUUGCUCCUUUAACGAUGCGAUUUUCAAUCCAACAGCGAGAUAUUAUAUUCUUCAAUGUCUGGGUGCUGGAAUCCCUUGGACAGAAAUUCGAGAUGUUGAUCAAAAUGAUAUAUUGCUACAAACGCCGACGGAUAAAAGGUUGAGAGAGAUUGUCGAGGAAAGAGCAUUUCCUCAGAUGAGAUCGUUCCGAGUUCCUAUUUCUCCGGAUUAUGCGGCUGAAGUGAGACUUAUAUUGCCUCCGGCUUUGAGAGAAGCAGAAGAAAUCAAAUUCCCAUUGAUUAUCGAAGUUGGACCUGAGCCAGGAAAUCAAGAUGUUAACCGGAAAUUCAACAUUGACUUUGGCCUUUACUUGGCCAGUAAUCGGAGUUUCAUUUACGCUCGGAUUGAUGUUCGAGGUACACGAUUCCAGGGGAAUAAAGUUCUACACGAGAUGUACCACAAAUUGGGUUCCAUUGAGGUUGAUGAUUAUAUUCGGGUUGUUAAUCACUUGAAGAAUCAUUAUCACUUCAUUGAUCCUGAUCGAAUUGCGAUUUGGGGUUGGGCUUAUGGUGGAUACGUUGCAGCUUCGGCUCUGAUCCAUGGACGAGAAAGUUUAUUCAAUUGUAGCAUAGCUGUAGCACCGAUAACUAAUUGGCUUUAUGUUGAUUCAUUUACUGCUGAGCGAUACUUUGGCGGUCCUUGGAUCGAUGGGAAUUAUGCUCGAUACCAACGAGCUGAUUUAUCUGAAAAAGCUCAUUUGUUUAGAGGAAAAAAUUUAUUUCUACUUCAUGGAACAGCCGAUGAUGCUGUUCAUCUUCAACAUUCGUUUAGCUUCAUGAAAUCGCUCAAUAGUAAAGGCGCUUAUUAUCGUACUCAGAUUUAUCCUGAUAGUAAUCAUUAUUUGGAUGAUGUUCGUUAUCACCUUUAUCGAUCAAUUGAAAUCUACCUUUUGGAAAUGUUAGGAUUACAAGGACAUCAAGAUAUAUUUCGUUAUCUAACUGGUCAAGACAAAUGAAACUUCAUUACCUUCAGGGCUUAACUGAACUUAACAGGAGAUGUUUUUUCUUCCUUUCUAUACAAAUCUCAUAGAAUUUGGACUGGAAAUGAACUCAUGGAAAUCAUUAAGUUGAAUUUUGGGAAUCACUGAAACUCUUAACAUCCGAAUCUCUCCAACACGAGGUCCAUUCCUAAACAAAUUUUCCAUAACCAAAGAAUUUUAUGAAAACAAUUGGAUCGUCUCAGUUAUUUUCAGAUUUUCUGAAUUUCUCCUGAAAAACCAAGCACUAUCACCAUCUAGUCACGGAGAAUCAAAUGGAAGAUAAAAAUGACAAUUCAAAUUUUCAUUGGUCUUUUGGUUUUAACCCAAAUCUCUUUUCGAGUUGCAUCAACUCUUAUAUUGUAUUGAGAUAUUGUAAUUCUUUAAAUAAAAAGAAUAAUUCACAAAGAACUUCCAAUUCCAUGAUAUCGUUUUCAUAUUCAUCAUCUUCGAAUGGGAUUUUAUCAGAGUUAAUGUCCAGAUGAGUGAGCGAGCGCUGGAUCUUAGUGAAUUGAUCUUCAUGCAGUUGACUAUUGACUAGUGACAAUUGAUCAUAAUCCAAAGUAAUGUUUCGGAUCUUGAGUUUGUUCAAAGAUGGACAGUACUUAAGAAUAGACAUUAUCUCAGUCGCUGUUUGGACACAACAGAUCUCGAGACACUUGAGAUUCACUGGAACGGCGUUUUAUCCAACAAGUUGAGGAAGAAUUCACUAAUUGGACAAUUCGGUGUACAGUAUUGAU
Messenger RNA from Panonychus citri (citrus red mite), 3600 nucleotides. Its product is annotated as inactive dipeptidyl peptidase 10-like. Bases 347 to 2839 code for a protein of 830 amino acids. Gene Ontology annotation, biological process: proteolysis. The transcript is spliced from 16 exons. The record is from RefSeq and is a predicted model, not a curated record. Gene Ontology annotation, molecular function: dipeptidyl-peptidase activity; serine-type peptidase activity. NCBI's taxonomy places the organism in Eukaryota, Metazoa, Arthropoda, Arachnida, Trombidiformes, Tetranychidae.